UGCCUCUGCAAUACUCCACGCACCAUUUCCGGCUCUGGCUCUUUUUCUAGUCCUGGUUCUGGCUCCGGUUCUGGCUCUAGCUCUAGCUCUGGGUUUGGUUCUGGGUCUGACUCUGGCUUACCUUCGUCUGGCAAAACACUCUUACGCUUCCGGCCACGUUUUCCCUUGCCUUUAACGACAUCUCUCGCAGCACGCGCGGCUCGUGCUGCUACGAUAUCCUCAAAGCUCAUUACCUUCCCCUGGCCCUUCCCAAGUACAAUUGACUUGGUCGAUCUUCGAACUUUGGCUUCGCUGUUUAUUUUCUUUAAUAGCUGCUUUUCAUGAUCGAGGAGGGCACAGUAGGCUAUAGCUUUCUGGCCGGCAUUGGCAAGCUUCUGUAUACGCCUCUGGAGUCGAAGUGUGCUUGUCUUGUCAAGUGUAGAAGUAUCCUAUUGGAUCAUAUUAUGCAACGACAUAAAAGCCUCUGCUGAAACUGGCGUUAUAGGCGUUUGUGGUACUUCGUCUAGCAGACCAGAAUCCGUCCUUAUCUCCUCCGGUCCCGGCAUAAUCAGUUGAGCAGGAGGCUUCGGUAUACGUCUAAGAACUCUAUCUCGGUUGAGCGGAAACAAACCAGUUAU
Messenger RNA from Hyaloscypha bicolor E, 617 nucleotides. RefSeq lists its product as uncharacterized. The record is from RefSeq and is a predicted model, not a curated record. The transcript has 2 exons. Lineage: Eukaryota; Fungi; Ascomycota; Leotiomycetes; Helotiales; Hyaloscyphaceae. The annotation marks the transcript as partial.